Salvia splendens (bonfire salvia) is the source of this 599-nucleotide messenger RNA. RefSeq names its product transmembrane E3 ubiquitin-protein ligase FLY2-like. The transcript is spliced from 4 exons. NCBI's taxonomy places the organism in Eukaryota, Viridiplantae, Streptophyta, Magnoliopsida, Lamiales, Lamiaceae. The record is from RefSeq and is a predicted model, not a curated record. The annotation marks the transcript as partial.
UUGUUGAGUUUGUUAGCAAUACGUUGUUUGUUGGACUCUUCUUUAACCAAAUAAGCCACCGAUUGAAGAAAGACAUGAUUUUUAGGUUUUUCCUGUGAUGGGCUUUGGAAAACUCGAGAAAUCAGUUGACGGCUAGGAUUUUAGCUCAGCUCCUCGAUGGAAAGUUGGAGUCUUUUGCGGUUUCUGAUUCGGAGUCUUUUUGGGGUAUGGUCCAUUUUAAUGGUGAUGUUGCCUGUGAAUGGCUUCAGGCCUUUGAGGCAGAGACGGUCUUGGGGUGAAGAGUGGCUUCCUAUUGGCAAGGACGAUCAAGAAUUGGGACCGUUUUCUUCUUGGAAUGUAACAGGGACCUAUAGAGGGAGUUGGAAGUUUCCAGAUUCUGCCAAUAGCUCUUCCAAGUUUGCUGAUUUUAGGAAGUCCAAUGGCAAUUCGAUACUAGAACUAAUCAGUACACCAACAAAAAUAACCGGUGUACACUAUGUGCAGGGAGUUAUAAUUUUCCAUGACGUGUUUGACAAUGAGAAUGAUGUUCACGGAGCUCGAAUCAGGGUAGAAGGUGUGUAUAUUUGGCCUUUCAGACAACUAAGAAUGGUGGCUAACAG